Molecule: messenger RNA, 2832 nt
Organism: Corylus avellana
Lineage: Eukaryota; Viridiplantae; Streptophyta; Magnoliopsida; Fagales; Betulaceae
Product: Tetratricopeptide repeat (TPR)-like superfamily protein
Molecular function (GO): protein binding; mRNA binding
Source: RefSeq, a predicted model, not a curated record
AAAAAAAAGAACACCUAUUAACCUAAAUCUGUCUUGUCUCUCUCCUCCGUCUAGCGCCCGACCUCAACACAUCUGUUGAGCAGCCGCCCAGAUAUCUCCCUCCGGAGUCCGAAACGUCCACUUUUUCUUUCCCAUUGUAGAGCCUCACUCUAUUGUUUUCUGCGAGUAAUCAACGGACCAUUUCUGCAUCUAAUGGCUUACAUUUCUGCGUCUAAACCCUAUCAAUGGACCACUAGGGUUUUUCCCGACAUUCCCAGAACCUCAAACCCUUCCACCCUCAAUCUCCUCCGCUUCUUCACCUCCACCGACGACUCAAUCUCCGCCGUCGAUCAGAAUCCAAACCCAGUUCCCGAUCCGGUCACGGCUUUCGACUCGCAACCCGAACCCGAUAACCCAAAUCCGGAAAAUGGGGAGCCGAAGGUCUACCAGAGAACCCCACGAGGUAAGCGUCCGAACCCAGAAAAGAUUGAGGAUGUUAUAUGUAGAAUGAUGGCAAGCCGGGCUUGGACGACCCGGUUACAGAACUCAAUCCGGGCUUUGGUGCCCGAAUUCGAUAACACACUUGUUUGGAAUGUGUUGCACGCUGCCAAGAACUUGGAGCACGCGCUCCAGUUCUUCCGAUGGGUCGAGCGGGCGGGCCUGGUCCACCACGACCGUGCUACCCAUUUGAAAAUGAUUGAGAUUUUGGGCCGAGCUUCGAAGCUCAACCACGCUAGGUGCAUACUAUUGGAUAUGCCGAAGAAGGGUGUGGAGUGGGACGAGGACUUGUUUGUUGUGCUGAUUGAGAGCUAUGGUAAAGGUGGGAUUGUUCAGGAGGCUGUUAAGAUUUUUCAGAAAAUGAAGGAGUUGGGUGUGGAGAGGAGUAUCAAGUCCUAUGAUGCUUUGUUUAAGGUGAUUUUGAGGCGGGGGCGGUAUAUGAUGGCGAAGAGGUAUUUCAAUGCGAUGUUGAAUGAAGGGAUUGAGCCUACUCGUCAUACCUUCAAUAUUAUGAUUUGGGGAUUCUUUUUGUCCUUAAGGCUGGAGACUGCGAAAAGGUUUUAUGAGGAUAUGAAGAGUAGAGGGAUUAUUCCGGAUGUGGUCACGUAUAAUACUAUGAUUAAUGGCUAUUAUCGGUUUAAGAUGAUGGAUGAGGCAGAGAAGUUGUUUACGGAGCUGAAGGGGAGGAACAUAGCUCCAACAGUUAUAAGUUAUACUACCAUGAUAAAAGGGUAUGUUUCGGUUGGGCGAGUUGAUGAUGGGUUGAGAAUGUUGGAUGAGAUGAAGUCUUUUGGUAUUAAGCCUAAUGCUGUCACGUACUCAACCUUGUUGCCUGGGCUUUGUGAUGGGGAGAAGAUGUCUGAAGCUCAAAUGAUGUUGAAAGAGAUGGUUGAGAGGCAUUUUGCUCCUAAGGAUAAUUCCAUCUUUAUGAAACUGUUAACAUGUCAGUGCAAGUCUGGUGACUUGGAUGCUGCAGCAGACGUGCUUAAGGCGAUGAUUCGGUUGAGCAUACCCACUGAGGCGGGUCAUUAUGGUGUCUUAAUCGAAAACUUUUGCAAGUCUGAGGUGUAUGAUCGGGCAGUUAAGUUGUUGGAUAAGCUUAUUGAGAAGGAAAUCAUCUUGAGGCCACAGAAUUCUUUGGAGAUGGAGCCUAGUGCUUAUAACCCAAUGAUUCAGUAUCUGUGCAACCAUGGGCAGACGGGUAAAGCAGAAACCUUGUUCCGGCAGUUGAUGAAAAAGGGUGUUCUGGACUCGGUUGCCUUUAAUAAUUUGAUAUGUGGGCAUUCCAAAGAAGGGAAUCCUGAUUCUGCUUUUGAAAUUCUAAAGAUCAUGGGUAGAAGAGGGGUUUCUAGAGAUGCAGAUUCGUUCAAAUUGCUUAUCAAGAGCUACUUGAACAAAGGCGAACCAGCUGAUGCUAAAACAGCUUUGGAUAGUAUGAUUGAAGCUGGGCAUCUUCCGGAUUCAUCCCUAUUCAGGUCAGUGAUUGAGCCCUUAUUUGAAGAUGGGAGGGUUCAAACGGCAAGCCGUGUGAUGAAGAGUAUGGUGGAGAAGGGGGUGAAGGAGAAUAUGGACUUGGUUGCUAAGAUCUUGGAAGCCCUCCUCAUGAGAGGUCAUGUUGAGGAAGCCCUCGGACGCAUUGAACUACUUAUGCAUAGUGGGUGCUCACCUGAUUUUGAUAGUCUUUUAUCUGUUCUUUGUGAGAAGGGGAAGACAAUUGCUGCUCUUAAGUUAUUGGAUUUUGCAUUGGAGAGAGACUUUACCAUAGACUUUUCAAGCUAUGAUAAGGUGUUGGACGCUCUCUUGGGAGCAGGGAAGACACUCAAUGCAUAUUCAAUAUUGUGUAAAGUAAUGGAGAAAGGAGGCGUUAACAAUUGGAGUAGUUGUGAGGACCUCAUCAGGAGUCUUAAUCAGGAGGGCAACACAAAGCAAGCAGAUAUCCUCUCUAGAAUGAUGAAAGGUGGGGAGAAAUCCCGCGUGAGCAAUAAAUGGAAACAAAAUGCUAAUGUUGCUGUCUGAUUUGCCGUCUCUCCAUUUUCCUUGUGUCGUUUUGAGAGGACCCCUUGGUCUUUGCAGUCAUAAUUUCGGUCAAGAUGACUUCCUACUUCCACAGCCUCCUACAGUUUGCAGAAUAUCAACGGAAAGACUUGCUUCCAAUUUUGAGCUCGAGUGCGAUGCUGUGAUGCUUAGGAAAUUAACUGGGAAGAAAACACAGCAAAGCAGAUGGCCAUUGCUUGAGCUGUAAUUGCCCUCGCCUGCAGGCUGCAGGUCAUUGAAUUAUGCCAAUGCGGAAUGUAGGAUGACAAUGCUAAUAAUGUAAUUUAAGAUUGAGAAAAUAAAUUUUGGUUAUUGUUACUA